Molecule: messenger RNA, 4661 nt
Organism: Syngnathoides biaculeatus (alligator pipefish)
Lineage: Eukaryota; Metazoa; Chordata; Actinopteri; Syngnathiformes; Syngnathidae
Gene: chsy1
Product: chondroitin sulfate synthase 1
Exons: 5
Coding region: 1407-4028 (873 amino acids)
Cellular component (GO): Golgi cisterna membrane
Molecular function (GO): glucuronosyl-N-acetylgalactosaminyl-proteoglycan 4-beta-N-acetylgalactosaminyltransferase activity
Source: RefSeq, a predicted model, not a curated record
GGGCACGUGGCAUGAUGUGAAGCCGUCCGUUGCACGGCGGUGCGUCGGACACUCCGCUAUCGUGCGCAAGUUGACGAGCUUUGGGUAGUGCAUCCCUUUGUCCCAGCGGGAACUUUGCCGCCGUAGUCAUUGUUACAUUGUUGGCGUUCGUGUUUCUAAGCUUUACCUCACAGUCGUCGGAUCUUGCCCGGAGACUCGCGUUUUUGCGCUUCUGCCUUUUUUGGACCGCUUACUUGCGUACGACCUUAGCCUGGAAUAAAACCACCCUCGAUAUCGUGCCCUCGCCUCGGAGUCCUGCAAUCUGGUGCGGUCCCCGGCUUCGUACCCACGACAACAGAAGCGAAUACUGAAGAUCUCCACAAAGACGCAACGGCGUUUUCCACACUAGCGUAGGAACUGUAACGUCUCGUGAAGAGCUGGAUGAGGUGGCUGGGGAAAGGGAAGUGUGGGUGUCCCUGCAAAAGAUUUUGGAUGGAUUUCAAUCAAGUUCGCCAUUUGUUGAUUUGUGGCCCGCUUGCAUUUGCCAGAGGAACGACGUACGACGCAGAGAGCGAACUCGAAUGAUUUCAAUGGCAGGUCGCUUUCACUAGCGGCCCUUUCUUCGAGCUAAGGGCUAACGUUGAGCCAGUGAAGCGCACAUUUAAAAAUAAAUGUGUAUAUACAUAUGUAGAGCAUUGGCCCCACCUCCGCUUUCCUCCCACAUCCCCAAAACAUGCUCGGAGACUCUGAAUGGAUGGGUUUCCAAUGACGCCAUCUUGUGUGUCACAGAUGUGAGAAGACAGCUGAUAGAUCAAGCGUGAAGUUUUUUUGUUUCUAUCGUUAAUUUAUCCGAUUGGUGGUGACGUCAUUGACCGUCGGUGCAACUGUUGUCUGGAAAAAGAAGUGAACGAAUCUUAAGAAACGGUCGUGUCCAUCACUCCAGUCCAAGCAAAGGGAGGAAGCAGAGCCGUUUUUUCUCCCACGGGACCUGAACGCCUCCCUCCGGAAGCCUGCGAGGCUCAAACGAGCUCCACUCGCGUCUUCAUGUUUUAAUACGGCGAGAGAAGGAGCCGACGCUACUUUGACGCCGAAUCACGGGAAACGACUGGCUGCCGCGAGGCGAGGCGAGGCGAGCCGGGCCCGUCGACGGCGACGGACUCUCGCCGGGCAAGCGGGCGGGCCGGUUCGGGGCUGCUAGUGGAUGCUACGUGGGCACAAGAAGAAGAAGAAGAAGCAGGAGGAGAAGAAGAAGAAGCAGGAGGAGGAGGAGAAGGAGGAGGAGGAGGAGGAGAAGAAGAAGAAGCAGCAGGAGGAGAAGAAGAAGAAGAAUUAAGACGCUUCCGUGGACAGUCGACCCGGAUUGGAAUGAGAUUUUUGCUUUUGCUUUGUUGGAGCGUUGUGAAUUUUCAUGUUCUUUGACGGGAAGGAUGGCAGGUCGGAGCCGCAGAGCUUGGUUCAGCGUCCUCGUGGGUCUGGUGCUCGGCUUCACGCUGGCCUCCAGGCUCAUCCUGCCCAAGGCCGCCGUGCUCACCAAAGCCAACGCGGGCGGCUGCGGCGGCGGAAGCGCAGGCGGCGCCCUGCGACCUCCUCGGGACGGCGGCCCGCCGGCCACGGAAGCGACGGCGGCGGCCGCGAGCUCCGGUGACUUCCUGUUCGUCGGUGUCAUGACCGCGCAGAAGUACCUCAACAGCCGCGCCGUGGCCGCGCACAGGACGUGGGCCCAGAGCAUCCCGGGCCGGGUGGAGUUCUUCUCCAGCGAGGGCUCGGACACGUCGGCGCCCGUCCCGGUGGUGGCGCUGAGCGGCGUGGACGACUCGUACCCGCCUCAGAAGAAAUCCUUCAUGAUGCUGAAGUACAUGCACGACCACUACCUGGACAAGUACGAGUGGUUCAUGCGGGCCGACGACGACGUCUACGUCAAAGGCGAGCGUCUGGAAAGCUUCCUGCGGGGACUCAACAGCAGCGCGCCCGUCUUCCUGGGCCAGACGGGCAUGGGCGCCCGGGACGAGCUGGGCAAGUUGGCCCUGGAGCCCGGCGAGAACUUCUGCAUGGGCGGGCCCGGAGUCAUCAUGAGCCGAGAGGUUUUGCGGCGCGUGGUGCCGCACGUGCGCCAGUGUCUGCGGGAAAUGUACACCACGCACGAGGACGUGGAGGUGGGACGCUGCGUUCGCCGCUUCGCCGGCGUCCAGUGCGUCUGGUCCUACGAGAUGCAGCAGCUGUUCUACGAGAACUACGAGCCCGACAAGAAAGGUUUCAUCCGCGAGCUGCGCAACAGCAAGAUCCACCGAGCCAUCACGCUGCACCCCAACAAGAACCCGGCCUACCAGUACCGGCUGCACGGCUACCUGCUGAGCCGGCGGAUGGCGGCGCUGCGCCACCGCACCGUCCGCCUCCACCGGGAGACGCUCCAGAUGGCCGGCCUGGGGGCCCCCGAGCCGGGCCGCGAGGAGCGCCGGCUGGGGGCGCCGCCCUCCUUCAUGAGGUUCCGCCCCGGGCGCCGUCGCGACGUGCUGGAGUGGGACUUCCUGGGCGCCAAGCACCUCUUCUCCGCCUGGGACGGGCAGCCGCCCCGACGCGCCACCGACGCCGCGCAGCGCCGGGCCCUGGACGACGUCGUCAUGCAGGGACAAACACGGUGGCGACCAGUCAGAGGACAGCGUGUGGGGGCGAAAUCAUCCUGCGGCGGUCCGGACGCAAAAAGUGCCGGUGAUGGAGAUGAUCAACGCCAACGCCAAGACCCGCGGCCGCGUCAUCGACUUCAAGGAGAUCCAGUACGGCUACCGGCGGGUCAACCCGCUGCACGGCGCCGAGUACGUGCUGGACCUGCUCCUGCUCUACAAAAAGCACAAAGGCAAGACGCUGACGGUGCCGGUGCGCAGACACGCUUACCUGCAGCAGACCUUCAGCCGGAUCCAGUUCCGCGAGGAGCGGCCCACGGACGCCGCCGCCCUGGCGGCGCGCCUCAACCGGGACUCGGACUCGGACUCGCUGUCCUUCCUUUCGCCCCUGAAGAUGCUGGUCCCGUUCAAGCUGGCGGCGCCGGCGGCGGCCCGCGAGGGUCCCGCCGAGGCCCGGGACCGGAAGGUCAACGUCCUGGUGCCGCUGUCGGGCCGCUACGAUACCUUCGCGCGCUUCAUGGCCAACUUCGAGCGCGUGUGCCUGAUCCCCAAGCAGAACGUCAAGCUCCUGGUUCUGCUGUUCAGCGCCGACAACACCACGGAGCGGGUCAAGCAGGUGGAGCUGAUGCGCGAGUACCACAUCAAGUACCCGCGGGCCGAGCUGGAGAUCAAGGCCGUCGCCGGCGCCUUCUCGCGGGCGCUGGCCCUGGAGGCGGGCUCGGGGCACUUCUCCAACGAUUCGCUGCUCUUCUACUGCGACGUGGACCUGGUCUUCACCGCCGACUUCCUGCAGCGCUGCCGGGCCAACGCGGCGCCGGGUCGCUCCGCCUACUUCCCGGUGGUCUUCAGCCAGUACGACCCGGAGGUGGUGUACGGCGGCAAGGCGCCCCCCGCCGGCGCCAACCCCUACGCCUUGACCGCCAAGACGGGCCUGUGGAGGAACUUUGGCUUCGGCGUGGCCUGCGCCCACAAGGGGGACCUGCUCCGGGCCGGGGGCUUCGACACCUCCAUUCGGGGUUGGGGGCUGGAGGACGUGGACCUGUUCGACAAGCUGGUGCGCUCGGGCGCCGCGCUGUUCCGCAGCGCCGACCCGGGGAUCGUGCACGUGCACCACGCCGUGACCUGCGACCCCAACCUGGAGCUCAAGCAGUACAAGAUGUGCUUGGGCUCGAGGGCGUCGUCACGGGGCUCCGCCCAGCAGCUGGCCCAGCUCUGGUUGGACAAGAACCGGGCCGGCGGCGCACCCGCCAACUCCUCGCUCAGGACCGCCUGAUGCCGGAUCUGGACCUGAUUGAAGUUUUUGCUUUUUCAAGAUUUUUUUUUUUUCUUUUUUUUUUCUUUUUUAAAGCUGGCUCUCGCUGCCACCGUCGGUGGCUUGGUUGUCGUGUACCUCGGCGUCGGGCGCCACGUUUACAAACAUUUUGGAUUUGAUUCCGGGGCCUUUUUUUGUGAGCUGAAAUCUGACUGACUGGCGAAGGUUUCGGGCGAGAUGAGCCGCUGUUGCCAAAUCUGAAGAGACUGGAGAAGCUGCCGUAAGCCUCGGCUCGCGCUCCGACGCUCACGCGCACCGAUGUCGCUCCGUAGGCCACGCCCCAAUAUGAAUGUAGCCGUCCGUACGAUUUCAUAUUGACGAUGCGGAAAAUGCACAACCGUAACUUAAAUGUAAAAGUGGAUGAUUGCUUUCUUUUUCUUUUUUUUUUGCGAAGACUUGGGUGAGGGUUAAGGAAGUCAAGCGAGCUUGAAUUGCUUCCGGAAAAGUCGAGUCUGCGUUCGUCGUGUUUUUUUUUGUUUAAUCCGUGUGAACGACCGCGACACCUGCUGGACUUGCCGACGUCUUAAUUUAUUGAUUUUGUUGGACCUUUGCAACUGUCACCAAAGAGCAAAAUGUUUUCCCAAAAAUGCUAAAUGUUUUGUUGGCGAGUUGGCAGCUUUUGGGUUGGUCCACGCGUGACAACGCAAAGACUGAAUGAUGUCAUUCUUGUUUUUGUAUGAUUUAUUUUUAUCUUUCAACUUUGUCAAAAGUGCAAAGUUUUUCUAUUUAAAAGAAUAAAGUGUGGGAAAGUC